CUGCGGUCAGCCAUCGCUUAUAAGUAGGCUAAGAAUUAUCGUCGAGAAGUCAGUUCAAGUUUGACUACGGUCGAGAGAAGACAUUCUUACCCGUGGACCGUACGAGAAACAAGGAGGAUAACCGUCCGUUGCAAUAGUUUUGAUUUCAAAGAGAAUCCGAUAAAUCCACGAUGUCGAAAAUCGUUCUUUUCCUAUGCGUCGCUCUUCUGGUCGGAAGCGUUAUCUCAGCUUCGCCCGGCAGAACUCGAUCUAGUUCAUCUUUGACCGCUGACACACAGAAUUGCGGCCGUCACGGUGAUCCCUGUGUGUCGGCUGAUCAAUGUUGCGGCACUUUGAGGUGCCACACUUACGCUCAUAGAUGCCAAGUCGUCAUCACGGAAGCCGAGAUUUUGGCACAGCGCGAAAAAAUUCUUGGACGCCGAGGAAAAGACAAUUAAAAUUAUAUACGUCACAUCCGACGAGCGACGAGCGAGGACGAAUAACUAACAAAUCAAGGGAUAAACGAAGGGAAUCGAAUCCAUGUCCAAAUAUCAUUAAACUGUACGUGUGAUUUGAAUAAAGACAACUCGUUGAGUAAAAAAAAA
Messenger RNA from Athalia rosae (coleseed sawfly), 584 nucleotides. Its product is annotated as omega-conotoxin-like protein 1. Bases 171 to 437 code for a protein of 88 amino acids. The transcript is spliced from 3 exons. The record is from RefSeq and is a predicted model, not a curated record. Lineage: Eukaryota; Metazoa; Arthropoda; Insecta; Hymenoptera; Athaliidae.